AUCAGAUAAGUAUACUUUCCAAACUGAGAUUCCUAGCUCUGACUUACAAUCAACUCUAUGGUGAAAUUCCAUCUGAGAUCACUAUGCUAACAAGUCUUCAAUUCUUGUAUCUUGGUUCUAAUCAUCUCAGUGGCUCCAUACCAUCAGGUAUAGGAAAGAUGAAUCAUCUUAUAGAACUAGAUCUGGGUUACAACAAUCUCAGUGGUUCAAUCCCACCAUCUUUGGGUGAUUUGUACAAUCUUAGUAUUUUAUCACUCUCUGUUAAUGCACUUUCUGGUUCUAUUCCUGUAGAAAUCGAAAACUUGAAAAAUCUGACUGAGUUAUAUAUGUACAGUAAUUCACUAACAGGAUCCAUCCCCUCCACGUUUGGGAACUUAACCAAGCUGACCAUGUUAUAUCUGUAUCAAAAUAAUCUUUUUGGUCAUAUUCCUCUGGAAAUUGGAAAUUUGGCAUCCCUUGUAGAUUUAGAACUGGCUAUAAAUCUCCUAACAGGAUCCAUCCCUUCCACGUUAGGGAAUUUAACCAAGCUCAACACCUUAUAUUUGUAUCAAAAUAAUCUUUCUGGUCCUAUUCUUGCAGAAAUUGGAAAUUUGGCAUCCCUUGUAAAUUUAGGUUUGUCUACAAAUCUCCUAACAGGUUCGAUUCCACUCACUUUUGGAAACUUGACCAAGCUUACCUACUUGAGCUUGCUUGAAAAUCAAUUAUCCGGCAUCAUCCCUACAUCUAUAGGUGAUCUGAAAAAUAUAGUUCAACUAGAAAUCGGUGACAACAAUUUCUUUGGCAAUUUACCGCAACAAUUAUGCAUUGGUGGAUCACUUUCAUAUUUCACUGCAUAUAACAAUAAUUUCACGGGUUCCAUCUCGAAAGGCUUGAGAAAUUGCACAAGCUUCGUGAGACUCCGACUAGAAAACAACCGGUUGAAGGGAAAUAUAUCAGAAGUUUUUGGUUCGUUGCCACACUUGUCUUACAUUGAUCUGAGCAAUAACAAAUUCUAUGGUGAGAUCUCAUCAAAUUGGGGAAAGUGCCCAAAUCUUACAAGCCUACGGAUGUCAAGAAAUGAGAUUACUGGUAAGAUACCUUCAGAGCUUGGGAAGUCAUCUCUAUUGCAAAGACUUGACCUUUCUUCCAACCAUUUAAUUGGAGAGAUUCCAAAGGAAUUAUGGAAAAUAGAGACUUUGUCAAGCCUAAAUUUGAGCCAUAACCAGCUUUCAGGUAGUUUGCCAUUGGAAAUUGGAAAGUUGUCUAACUUAGAAGAUCUUGACUUGUCAGCCAACAAUCUAACUGGACCUAUUCCGGUGCAGCUUGGAAAUUGCUUCAAAAUGAUUUACCUACACUUGGGUAUGAACAAAUUUAAUGGAAGCAUUCCAAAACAAAUUGGUAACCUGAUUUCGCUACAACGUCUAAUGGAUCUUAGUCAUAAUCAACUCCUGGGAGAGAUACCAUCACAAAUUGGGCAAUUGCAUAGUUUGGAAACUUUAAAUCUCUCACACAAUAUGCUCUCUGGACCCAUUCCCUUAUCACUGGAAGAGAUGUUGAGUUUGACAUCCAUUGACAUAUCAUAUAAUGAGUUGGAAGGUCCGAUUCCCAAAAUUAAAGCCUUCGAAGAUGCUCCUAGAGAGGCUUUCACAAAUAAUAAAGCAUUGUGUGGCAAUGCUGCAAAAGGCUUGCCCUCUUGCAAUUCUUCAAUUAUAGAAAAGAGGAAUACAGGAAAAAAGAAGCACAUGUUCAUCAGUUAUAUAUUACUUCCUAUUUUGAGUGCAAUGCUUCUAUUAUCUAUACUUAUAGGAAUUGCUUGGGUUUUUCAAAGAAAAUCAAAGAAAAAGAUAGAAAUGGGACAAACGGGAAUUGAUCAGGGAGAUCUAUUCGCAAUAUGUAACUAUGAUGGUAGAAUUGUAUAUGAAAAUAUCAUUGAAGCCACAGAGAACUUUGAUGACAGACAUUGCAUUGGGAGUGGAGGAUUUGGAAGUGUUUACAAAGCAACUUUAUCAACUGGUCAAGUAGUAGCUGUGAAGAAGCUUCACACAUUACAAGAAGAUGCUGACAUGGUCAACAAAAUACAUUUUACAAAUGAAGUUCGUGCAUUAACUGAAAUACGACACCGAAAUAUUGUGAAAUUUUAUGGUUUCUGUUCACAUGUACGACACUCAUUUUUGGUUUAUGAGUAUUUGGAAAGGGGAAGUUUGGUGAAGAUAUUAGGAGAUGUGGAGAGGGCAACAGAGUUAGAUUGGAUCAGGAGAAUAAGUGUAAUUAAAGGUGUGGCCAAUGCACUAUCUUACAUGCAUCAUGAUUGCUCACCACCAAUAAUUCAUAGAGAUAUAUCAAGUAGCAAUAUUUUGUUGGAUUUGGAGUAUGAGGCUCAUGUGUCAGACUUCGGCAUUGCAAGGCUUCUAAUGCCCGAUUCAAGUAAUUGGACUUCUCUUGCAGGCACUUAUGGCUAUCUUGCUCCAGAGUUUGCUUAUACAAUGAGAGUGACAGAAAAGUGUGAUGUGUAUAGCUUUGGUGUGUUAACAAUAGAAACAUUAAUGGGAAGGCACCCUGGUGAGCUCCUUUCAUCUUUAUCAGAAUCAUCGUUGGCAUCAUCAUCAGCUGUGCAGACCAUGAUGUUGAAAGAUGUUUUAGAUCUACGACUUCCUCCUCCCCUACCUGAAGUUUAUGGAGCGAUGGUUUCUAUAAUGAAAAUGGCAUUUACAUGCUUGAAUGUUAAUCCCCAAUCUCGGCCAACCAUGAAACAUGUGUCUCAAGAGGUAUCAUCUCACAAGGCAUUUUCUGUCGAGUCAUUUCACACAGUAACAUUAGGAAAAUUCUUGCAAGGAGGAAGAGUACUCAAAUAGAUGCAAGCUUGU
Molecule: messenger RNA, 2843 nt
Organism: Telopea speciosissima
Lineage: Eukaryota; Viridiplantae; Streptophyta; Magnoliopsida; Proteales; Proteaceae
Product: MDIS1-interacting receptor like kinase 2-like
Exons: 2
Coding region: 84-2831 (915 amino acids)
Biological process (GO): protein phosphorylation
Molecular function (GO): ATP binding; protein kinase activity; protein binding
Source: RefSeq, a predicted model, not a curated record